CAAUAAUAGUUUCCCAUCACUCCAUUAUUGAGAUUUAUCAUUAAUGAUGAAGAAGUAUAUAACAAUUUAUACGUUGAAAACUGUACUUAUAUUUUUUUUUGUUUAACCACCGUUAGUUUUUUUACAUAUUGUCACACAAGUUAAAUCUUAUAAAGCUGAUUAGUAUAGUCGUCGCUCAAUACCAUAACUUGACCCAACCACCAAAUAUAAUAAAAGCGAGAGAGAUGAACGGCGAGGGAAAGGUGGUUUGUGUCACCGGAGCUGCCGGGUACAUAGCUUCUUGGAUUGUUAAGCUUUUGCUCCUCCGUCGCUACACCGUCAGGGCUACCGUUCGAAACCCAUUGGAUACAAAGAAAACAAAGCAUCUUCUUCAACUUGAUGGUGCAAGUGAAAGACUAAAACUGUUCAAAGCAGAUCUUAUGGAAGAAGGUUCUUUCGAUGAAGCUAUAGAAGGAUGCGACGGUGUAUUCCAUACUGCUUCUCCGGUUUUAUUCAACGUUACAGAUCCUCAGACUGAGCUGAUCGAUCCGGCCGUUAAUGGUACUUUGAACGUUUUGAAAACGUGCGCAAAAUCUUCUUCUGUGAAGAGGGUCAUCUUAACGUCGUCCACAGCUAGUACUGGUUCUCCUGACCCAAACGUCCUGGUGGACGAAACCGUCUUCAACGAUGCAAGUCUUUGCUACCAGAUGAAGGAAUGGUAUGCAUAUUCGAAAAUAUUAGCCGAGGAAACAGGGUGUCGGUUCGCUAAAGAAAAUGGGAUCGAUUUGGUUGUAAUGAAUCCAGGAAACGUGAUCGGACCGGUUAUGCAGCCAACUCUGAAUUACUCUAUAAAGGUGAUUGUGGAUCUGAUGAAUGGUAAAAUCCCUGUUUAUAGUUGUUACUACAGGUUCGUGGACGUGAGAGAUGUCUCUCUUGCUCAUAUCAAAGCGUUCGAGGUCCCUUCUGCUAGUGGCAGAUACAUCAUUGUUGAUCCAGAUGUAUCAAUGAAAGACAUUCAUAAGCUUUUGCAUGAAUUGUUUCCUGAAUUGUGUCGUGUUGAUAAGGAUGGAGAGAAUGAGCUGAGUGAUUUCGCAUACAAAGUGUGUGUCGAUAAAUUGAAGAGUUUGGGAAUUGAGUUCACUCCUAUUAAAGAAAGUCUCCAGGACACUAUUGUUAGCCUUAAGGAGAUGUCUCUUCUUAUAUGAUCCUUGAGAAGGAGUCCUUGUCUUUAUUUUUCUUGUGAUUUGAUAAUUUAACUCUUAUGGAGAAAUAAUAAAUAUGAUGUCAUAGCUUCUGCAAUGUAAUGAAAUUUUUAUUUAAGUUAAAUAAAAUUGUUAAUUUAAGA
Camelina sativa (false flax) is the source of this 1324-nucleotide messenger RNA. RefSeq names its product phenylacetaldehyde reductase. The record is from RefSeq and is a predicted model, not a curated record. Lineage: Eukaryota; Viridiplantae; Streptophyta; Magnoliopsida; Brassicales; Brassicaceae. Gene Ontology annotation, molecular function: oxidoreductase activity, acting on the CH-OH group of donors, NAD or NADP as acceptor.